CAUAUACAAAGAUAAUGAGCUCAGUGAAUACCGCGCAGACCUCGUUAUUGAACAGAGUAGACGGUUCGUCACAGGUGGAGUCCGGAGCCACCAAGGUGUUGUGCUCGGUUACGGGUCCGAUCGAGGCCAAGUCGAGACAGGAGCUUCCGACGGCAGCGGCAUUGGAGAUCAUCGUCCGUCCCGCGGUGGGCGUCUCCAGCACCAGAGAAAAGUUACUCGAGGAUAAGUUGAGAAGCGUGUUGUCCUCCGUCAUCGUGCGCCACAUUUACCCGAGACAGUUGAUCCAGAUCGUUGUGCAGGUGUUACAGGCCGGCGAAAGCGCCGAAUACACUGUCCGAGAGACCGCUGCGGCGAUUAAUGCUUCGUUUCUCGCCUUAAUCGAUGCCAAUGUCGCCUUGCACACUUCGUUUAGCGCCACGUGUUUGGCCGCGCCCACUGCACAGUCCCCUAAGGAGAAGUUCAUAUUAAGUCCGACCGCUGACGAGUUGAAGAAGGCCUUGUCGAACCACGUUGUUGCCUACUCCAUUGUGAAUGGCGAGUCCGAAAAGUUAUUGUUGAGCGACUCCAACGGCAGCUUUACCGAAGCGCAGUUGUACCACGUGUUGGACGUGGGCGCCGCCGAGUGUGAGCUCAUACACAAGAAGUUCAGGCAGACGGCGAAGGAAAAGAUCGAGCACGAUUACGUGUGGCAAUGUUAAUGUAAUAUAGAUAUUUAAAGAUGCUCGGGCGUAGGAGAUGAAAAUUGUAACCAGACCAGGA
Molecule: messenger RNA, 759 nt
Organism: Babjeviella inositovora NRRL Y-12698
Lineage: Eukaryota; Fungi; Ascomycota; Pichiomycetes; Serinales
Product: exosome non-catalytic core subunit
Exons: 1
Coding region: 15-698 (227 amino acids)
Biological process (GO): rRNA catabolic process; poly(A)-dependent snoRNA 3'-end processing; U4 snRNA 3'-end processing
Cellular component (GO): nucleolus; cytoplasmic exosome (RNase complex); nuclear exosome (RNase complex)
Source: RefSeq, a predicted model, not a curated record